AUGACAGAGCCUCUUCCGUUUUGGUGUCAAGUUGGAAAAUUCAUUGAUGCUAAAGACAGCAUGAAUGACUGAUGCAUGGCAACAGUGAUUAGUAUCUCUCAACCUUCACGUACAAUUGCAGUCACCAUGGAUGGGUGGGGUGACAAAUGGAAUACAACGUACCCAUUUAAAACUUCUAAGCUCGCGCCAUUCAGAAAACAAACAAAAUGCUACACUGGUCCUAAGCGUAAAGCAUACCGCGACUGGGAAUAUUCCUCCACAGAGAUGGAUUAUAUGCAUCAAAUGAUAGAUUCCCUACUAUCUGGGGAGAAAUAAAAUGAAGGCGUUGACAGAAAGUGGACUCCGAGGAGAACUCCCUAUGAAGCAGUUGGGAUACAUAUUGAUGAGGCUGAAAACAGGGCCUCUGUGCCUUUUUGAAGAAGCUUUCAGGAUUGGAAAUGCCUUGCCGAGAAGGGAAGUUUUGUUUCUCCCCGAAGGUUUUCCUGUACCUGCCAGAUGGGCUAGACAGGUUUUGCCUACUGCAUGGUCUUCUCUCAUCGGGACCAUCGAGGUAUCUCAAAGAAAUGGCUCUGCCCAGGAGAGUUGAUCCCCUGGGCAGGUGGUUUAGGUCAGAAAUCCAAAAGGACGAUUUUUUGGAGCAAAGGUGGGGGCCAUGGCUAGUGUCUAGAUCCAAUUAUGGCCAGCAUAAUCGUUUUAACUAACUACUCUCAGGGACCCCUGAAAAUGAAUCAGCCUUUGAAAUCACCCAAUUCUACAGGGGAAAGCUCUUUAUUUUCAUAGAAAACUUGCUGGUUUAUGACUUCAAAUCAAAUAAAGACCAUCUCCCCAUUUCUGUGUCGCUUUUCUCAAAAACGAUUAGCCUAAUAGUAAAAUGGCUUAAGGAAGCUCCAAAAUUAUUCCCAUAUUACUACCAAGGACUUUCCCAGCCUGAUUUAUUUUUAACUGAUAGUAAGGUUGCAUUAGCUAAUGCUUGGCCAGAGUUAUUGAGUACUUUAAAUAAACUUUUUGCAUUGGAAAAUAGGGUUUCAGAGUUUUUCUUAUAUUAUGACGAAGUCCCAGGGGACUAUGAGCCAGUGUCAAUAACAAAUUUAAGAAGUUCAAACUAUUCAGAAACUUUGCUAUAUUUGAUAAAUCUUUUUGCAAAAAUAGGAGGGUUUGAUGCAGUAUUAGAUAUUAUUAGGAACAACAAUGACCAGUCAAGAGUGCCUUUUACGUUUGUUAAUCAGAUAUUGCUGUACGCAAUUAACCAGUUUAUUGAUGCAGAAUUUUCAAAUAAAUUCUUUACGGAGUUCACUGGUUUGAUAUUUCAGAGGAUUAAAAUUAUAGUAAAUUUGGUUAAAUUUUUUAUGGAAAAAUAAUUUUAAUAAUAUGAAAAUGUUAAUUGUAAGGGCUAGAAUAUAUAGCAUAGUGCAGGAUAUUUCAGAUACCGAAUUAAAAGAUCUGAAAUAUGAAGAAAUAUUAAAUUUACUUGCCAGUAUGGGAAAACUAUCAGGAGAACUCAAUAACCCUGCAUUAGAAAAUAAUAAACUUGGGCUGUUUCUAAAGAUGCUGAAAUGCAAUUAUUUAGAAAAAAGAAUUAAAGGGUUAACAGAAAUAAAUUUGGUCAUAGAAAGCAUUGAAGGAAAAGUUAUAGGAUUCGACAACUCCAAGGUAAAGGUCAGUGAAAAAGAGCUAGAAGAGUGGCUAAUUGCUGAAGGCCUUAUCAGCUUAAUUUUAUUUGAAAGGCCACAUAUAGAGCUAAUCAAACGAUCUGGGCCUAUGCUUAGAUUUUUAGCUCGGCUUGGAAGACUUGAAGGAAAAGACCUAGAAAUUUUAUGGGAAUCUGCCAUGUCCAAACAUGAGUCUUAUAUCCGUGCAACCUAUGCAGUUAUUGUAGAAAUUGUGCCAUUUUUAAAUGAAAACCAAAAUGAUUUUCUAUUUGAACAUUUCUUAAAAGUUAAGCUGGAAAAUUAUGAUGAGCAGUUUUUACAAUUAAUCCAUGAUUUCUCAUCACGCGCUAUAAUGACUUCUUCAAAAGCAGCUGAAGAAAAAGAGACUUGGAAUGAGAAAUGAUACGGAAUUAGUAUUUUAGAAAAUUUAAUGCUGGAUAGUUCGCCUGUAAAUUUGUGUAAACUUGCUACAAAAUAUUUAGGGAAUAUUUUAAAUUUAGACUGCUGCAAAAGGCUUAUAAAGGAAUAUAAAAAGAAAGCUAUCGGCUUGAUAAGGAAUAAUAAUUCAGUGCCUCAAGCAUUAAAGUUGUUAAUCAGAAUUUUAGGUGGAAAUCAAGAAGGAAACAAAAAAUCAUAUAAAAUCCAAAAGCUUGAGCAGCAAAACAAUUUAAGAGAUUUAGUAAUUGAAAGCUUAAGAAUUUAUAUGAUAAAGGCGAAAAAUGGAGAAAUAGCUAAUGAAAGAUAUACUAAUUAUAGUAAAUUGAUUAUUAUAGCUAUUUUGAUUUAAAGUAUAAAUAAAUUAGUAUAAAUAGCAUACUCUCAUGAAAAAAAUAUUAAAAAAAGACUUUUGUUUAUAGAAUUCAUAUACUACUCAUCAGAAAGAAAUAUUGAAAUUACCUCAGCCCAUUUAAGCACCUUAUGGGAAAUUUUAAUAAAUUCAGGAAUUUCAGGCAAUAAAGAAUCUGAUAUCUUCUAUAGGUGGCUAAUGCACGGCUUAAAAUACAGUUUCCCAGUAAAUACCGUAACUGCAGAAGAGCUAUUUAGAAGCAAUUUCCUUAUUCUCUCUCUCCGAAUGAGCAAUAAAUUUUAAUAAAUUUAGCUUUAAAAAUAUAUAAGUGAUAAUUUUGACAAUAAAACCUCGAGCAUAUUCUAUUAAAUUUCAAAGACCUAAAGCAUAAUUGUAUAAAGAAAAUUAAUUUAUCUUUUCAAUAUCUACAAAUCAGGAUUAUAAAUUUUAAUAUAAAUUAAAAUUAUUUUUGCUUUCUAAUACAAGAGGAGUUAACGAAAGUCACUUUUCUAGUGAAAAUGUUACUCCACUUGGGUUUGAAAGCUUCAAAUGGCUCUUUAUAAAUCUUAACAAUUGCUAUAAAAACAUAGACGCUCCAAACCUGAGGUUCAAAACUAGACUUUCUAAAGACGUAAUCGCUAUCGACAAAAUUCUUUUAAUCCAGCUCAACGCAAAAAGUGACGAUAUUAGUCACGACGCUUUAAAGCUCCUUGUAGGUCUUUUAACCAGAUACCACGAAAAUUUACUUAUGGAAGCCGGAGCCAUUCUUAACGAUUUCACUAAUUCCCUUCUCCAAACCAUUAUAAACAACUCAGAGUCUGACCAAUUAGUAAAGCGAGGGCUUACUUUAUUACGAUAUUUACUAUGUGAAGACGACGACGAUGAUUCUGGAAAAACUUAUUCAAUAUAUACAAAGGAAACCCACGGAAAAGACUAUAAACAAAUUUUUGUCAACCAAAACAAAAAUAUUCGCCAUCUGAGAAAAGAGGUCGCAAAAGCUUAUAAUCAGCCUUUAGAAAGGACAACAUUACAUAUUGUUGAUAAAGUCUAUGGAAGCUAUGAAGACGACAUUGAGCUAAAAUCGUUAAAAUUGUAUUGGCUAGUUGCUGAUUUUGAUGAAGAAGGACCUAUUGAAUUCAAUGCAAAACAAGCCUUAUCACAAAACCAAGACUUGAUAAAGUCAUUGUUUCUAUUGCUGUCAAAAGCAGAUAAACAUUAUUCAGAUUUAGCUUGGAGCUUAUUGGUAGCUUUACCAAUAAAUGAAAAACUUGUAGAAGACUUAAAUAGGCUUGAAAAACCGGUGCAACAGUUAAUUGAUAUGGGGUCUAUGCAUCAAAUGCUUUAUUGUUUAAAUAUCUCUUAUUCCUUUAUAUAUUUCAUUAUAAUGUAUUUAUAACCUAUAAAAAUUAAUGCAAUAAAAGCUGGAAUAUCAUUUUAAAGCUAGCUGGAAAUGCAGAAUGGUCUGAAAAAUUCUAUAAAGCAGGAGGCACAAAAUACUUAACCCAGAUUUUCAAUAGCCAAAAAGAAGCAGAAGGUGGGAAAUUAAUUGCGAUGAAGGAGUCAUCAAUGCUAAUAGUUUUAGGAAACCUUAUAAAAUCUCACAAUCAAAUAGAUGAUGCUUGGAAUUUUGCUAGCUCUUUAUUAGGAAGUUUCAGCUUAAUCAGCAAAUCUAUAGUGUCACCAGGGAUUUUAACUGAUUUAGAGGAGCUAUUUAAAGCUAUGAGCUGACUUAUAAGACUUAUAGACAACAAUGAUGCUGGCGCUUUAGGAGGAUUAUUGGCUUCUGUUAAUGGGCUUUUAAGUAACCUUUUCGCUGACUGCUUGAUAAACUGCCCAGACACUCAAUACAGCCACUUAUCUCGGUCUUUAUUAGAAGAAAUUUUUGAAUAUUCAGGAAUUUUCUCACAGGUUUAUGCUGAGCUUUGAAAUCUCACUGAAACUGCUAUCAAUGAGCAUAAAAAAUCUUCAGAGUUUUGGGAAUUAUUAUUCCAUUCCAAGAAACUGCCAAUCAUUUUUCAUUAAAAAAAUUCAAAAUAUUUAUCUCUAUAAAUAAGCAUAGCGUCAGUCAUACAAAAAUAUGAGCCUGAAGGCGACCAUUUAAAAAACUCUGUUGAAACUUUAAUGGUAAAAAUCGAGUGUAUGCCAGGAGAAAAAAAUAGCAAUGAAAAAGACGUCGUUCUGUGUGGGAUCAUGAAAGUUCUAACAUCAGCUUGAAGCAAAACUAGGAUAGAGCCUGAAGAAAAGCAUAGAAAUUUAUUUUUAGAAAAAUGCUUAUUCGAAGUCCCUGAUAAAAUUGAUAGACAUGGCAUAAAUCCUCCAAAAUGCAAACACACUGAUACGAGAAACUGCACUUUUGAUCUGCUGCUUGAGCUUUGUAAACAGAGUCAGAGGUUUUUAGAAGAUUUAACUAAUUAUUUAGGAAAAUUCCAUGAGGAGCCACAAUGGAGAACUUCUAGAAGAAUUGACUGGAAUAAUUCUCCAGCCGCCAAAGAAAAAUCACUUACAGGGUAUGUCGGACUGAAAAACCUAGGGUGUACUUGUUAUAUGAACUCGCUUCUUCAGCAGCUUUUUAUGAUUUCUACAUUUAGAGAGUCAAUUUUAAAUACUGACGUCAGGACUGACCAAGAACCUCUAGCAGAAUCUAAUUUGUACCAGCUUCAGCAUAUUUUUUCUGGCUUAAAAUCUAGUGACAAAAUGUAUACCUUUUUUUAAUAAAAAAUAAAAAAUAUCUACUAUAAAAAAUAGAUGGUAAAUUUAGCUGAAAUAUCAUAUAUCAACACAAAAAAUUUUGCUAAAUCUUUUAAAGAUUAUGAUGGAAACCCUAUCAAUCCAAACGAGCAAAUGGACGUUGACGAAUUUUUUGGCUCUUUUAUGGAUAAAUUAGAAAAUCAGCUGCAAGGCACAGAGUAUGGAAAUACUAUAAAAAAUCAUUUUGGAGGGCUUCAGGCGACUGAGCUUAUAGGCAAAGACUGUGUCCACAGAAGCGAAAGAAUUGAGCCGUUCAUAUCAAUCCCAGUCGAGGUAAAAACCAAAAAAUCUUUAAUAGAAGGUUUAGAAAGCUAUGUGGCAGGUGAAAUGCUUGAAGGAGAAAACGCGUAUCAAUGUGAUCACUGUGAAGCCAAAGUCCGCGCAGUCCGUCGUGUAUGUGUUAAACAUUUGCCAAAUUAUUUGGUUAUCGCUUUAAGAAGAUUUGAAUUUGACUUUGAUACCAUGACCAGAAUGAAGCUAAAUGAUUAUUUUGAGUUUCCAAUGGAGCUUAAUAUGGAGCCGUUCACCCAAGAAGGAUUAGAAAGAGCUGAAAAAGAAAAAGAAAAACAAGCUGGAAAAGAAACUGUAUCCUGAUCCAAUAUGGAUAUAAAUUUUUAUCAUAAAAUUUAUUUUAUUAUAUAUCAUUCUAUAUAAAAAGAAUAGUUCCUAAUAAAAAAUUCAAUGAUGACUAUUACAACUAUAAACUCAGAGGAAUCAUUAUCCAUUCAGGCACUGCAGAAAGUGGCCAUUAUUAUUCCUAUAUUUUUGACUUAGAGCAGAAAAAGUGGUUUGAAUUUAACGAUCAAUGGGUAACAGAAAUCAAUGAAGGCGACAUCGCAAAUGAGUGCUUUGGAGGCGAAGAAAAAUACUCAUGGAGCUCUUAUACAAGUUUGCCAGGGUCUGGAAUGAGGGAAAAGUUUGGAAAUGGAUAUUUGCUGUUUUAUGAACGUAAAGGCACUUAUAAGUCUAGAAGUGCUGAUGACGAGUAUAUAGAACCAAUCAGUUUGGCUGUAAAAGAAGCAGAAGAUUUGGAGCAUUACAAAAAGAUUAAGUCAGCUAACCAAAAAUACUGGAGGUCUAGGCAUAUUUUUGGAGCUGAAUAUUCAAGAUUUAUUAGAGGACUGUCUGAAAUCGAUAGUACAUCUGAUAAAUUUUUGAUUCGAUUUUUGCUGACUAUUCUAAUCAGAACAAAAGAGCGAGGAUGGGAACUUGUAAGUAUUUAUAAAAGGAUAGAAAAAACUCUUAUAGGUUCUGAUUACUUGUGUAACUGGGUAUUAGAAAUGAUAUGUGUCCAGAAAAUAACCAAAGAACUGCUAUUAAAUAAUCCUAUGCACACGAUGAGAAAAUUGAUAGUAGGAUUAAUAAAAAUCUGCUUGAGGGUUGUAAAUGAUGAAGCCAAAGAAAAUUUCUUUUUAAGAUUUAUCCAACUUUUGCCUUUCGCGACUAAAAAAUACUCGAAAAAUUAUGCACAAUACUUAGAAGUACUAAAAGAAGCAGUUUUUGCAGCUCCAAAAGUUAUUUUUGAGUAUAAAACUAUCGAAAUUUUAAUCUACCAUCUCCUUCGUCAACCUCUGCAAUUACCUGAAGCUCCACAGUUUACUUAUUUUGAUAUAUUUUUAGGGUAUGAUGAAAAUGAUAAAUCAGAAGAAGAUAUAAAAGAAGAGUCAAUGUUUUUCUCUGAUGCAAAAGGAGCGUCUAGCGCUCAUUUAUACCAUUUGCUUUUUGAAAUUCGUAGUCAGCUACCUCUUGAGGCUAAAACCUUCUUAAAGCGGUCUGAUACGAUUUCAAACACCUUAAAAGACGUCGAUUCCAAGCUUUCAGCCCGCAGCAUCGGCAAACUUUAUGCUGAACUCUGCCAAGAUGAACCACAAGCUUCUUUUUCUGUCUUUGAAAUCCUCGAAAAGCUUUAUCAAUCAGCCGAAUACUAUUCCAAAGCUAAACUUCUCAGAGUAUUUUCUCAAUUGGUCCUAUUCAAUGAUACUCUGCAGCAAUCUCGUAUAGACAACUUCAUAAACUUCCAAUUCCGCAACAUGUCUUUUUGUAAAUAUGCCACUGACGUUGAGCAAAUAAUUUACCAUAUUUUCAAAAUCUCUUCAAAAAGUGAAGUUUUUAGGCAGAUUUUUUAUUUUUUUUAAAAAAAAAUUUUAGAAAAAACAAAUAAAAUAAAGGAAAAUUUUUUUUAGGCAAAUUAUUAUGCAAAAGACUAAUGAAAUGGCAUGGCUUGCCAAUUGGAUCAGCAGUAACAUGAAAAUGACUUAUACAACUUAUAAGACUCCUGGGGUGCAGCAAACUGAAGAAUAUGUAAGGCCAACUUAUAGGAUACUUUUGAGUAAAUGUCAGAAAUUGGCACAAGGUGAAGCACCGAAUCAAGAAAAUGAGUGGGAUUCUGACGAAGAUUUAGGCAGCUGGGAAUUCCAGCCUGGUAAUGAGGUGGACGUGCUAGAUCAGACUGGCCAAAAUUAUAUUAAAGUCAAAAUCGAAGCCUGUAUUGGAGAACUUUUAUGGCUAAGCUCAAAUAAAACUGCUAAUGCUGACCAAUGGGCAUGGAAAGAUAAACAAAGCGAAGAACUCGCUCCACCUGGAUCUAAAAGUGGGAUGAGGAGUAUAAAUACUUCUUCUUAA
Blepharisma stoltei is the source of this 7806-nucleotide messenger RNA. NCBI's taxonomy places the organism in Eukaryota, Ciliophora, Heterotrichea, Heterotrichida, Blepharismidae. The record is from the annotation of a GenBank genome assembly.